AUCAGAGCUGUGAGGCAGUCAGGAAAGGGUUAACUUCCCCUCCUCCUCCUCUUGCAGUUCAGCCUGCCAUGAAAAAAACCUGUUUCCACAUGCCUCAAAACAUUUCAGCCUCGAGGUGUCGGCCGGUUUCCUGACACUGAACACAAGCUUCAGAUCUGCAGUUCGUCUGUUUGUCAGUUCAUCGUCUCACCAUGUUAGUUUCCAGAUUUCUCUGCAGGCUGUACCGCUCUAAACCUGCAAAACUCAGAAUCUACACAUCAUCUUCGGUCUUCUCUGCUAGUGUUGUUUCCAGUUACAGCAGUCAACCCACAUCCAAAGAUGCGUUUGUUCGUUACAGCUUCGGUCGCCCCGUCCUCUCCCUGCGUCUCCCUGCAGGUCAGCAGAGUCGUUUCACUCUGACGCCCAUGUUGACCACAGUCGGUGACCUUCUGAGUGACAUCACAGCCAAGGACCCAGGGGUGCAAACCGCCACCAUUCUCAACAGAGAUGGACAGAGAAUCUCUUCAUGCACCUUUAUGGAAACUGUUUUAAAUGACGAUUUUCAACUGGUCAUCAAUGAUGUCACACACAACGUUGGCUCACUUGGACAAGGUUCGUCUCAUGAACACGUGUUGGGUCUGGAUGACAUGAAGUACAUGGUCCACCUGCUCCACUCAGCUCUGAUGCUUCCUCAGCAGCAGCACAACAAACACACCGAGCUAAUGUCCAGACAGGAGCAGCUCAAAGAGCAGCUGCAGCCGCUCGAGACGGUGAGAGUCAAGUUGGCGCAGGAGGCGGAGUCUAGAGCAUCACUACUUGGGUGGGCGGGGCUUGCCUACCUGUCCUUUCAGGGAGGAUUCCUGGGUUACCUCACUUGGUAUGUGUUUGCCUGGGACGUCAUGGAACCAGUCACCUUCUUCAUCACCUGCAGCACCAGUAUGAUGUUCUUCGCCUAUUACAUCCUCACCAAACAGGAUUUAAUCUUACCGGAAGCACGAGAUCGUCAGUUCCUUAACUUCUUCCACCAGAAAGCAUCUCGACAGAAAUUCAACAUUCAACAAUACAACGAGCUCAAAGAAGAGCUGGCUAAGGUGGAGGGUGAACUCAGCAGUUUGAGGAGUGCCAUCCGGCUGCAGGUGGAUCAGCCUCAACCACAGAGAGACACCUGAGAAUUUACUUUAUGACAUUAAUUGUAAUUUUUGCAUAUUUUGUACUAGUUUCUUAAAAAAUAAUUUGUUUUCCUAAUGCUUUUGUCAUCUGUGUUCAUAAAAAAAAAAGUUCUUAUUCUGCUUGUAUUAUAUCUUGGUAUUUCACAAAUAUCAAAA
Molecule: messenger RNA, 1304 nt
Organism: Anoplopoma fimbria (sablefish)
Lineage: Eukaryota; Metazoa; Chordata; Actinopteri; Perciformes; Anoplopomatidae
Product: calcium uniporter regulatory subunit MCUb, mitochondrial-like
Exons: 9
Coding region: 192-1148 (318 amino acids)
Biological process (GO): calcium import into the mitochondrion; mitochondrial calcium ion homeostasis
Cellular component (GO): mitochondrial inner membrane; uniplex complex
Molecular function (GO): calcium channel inhibitor activity
Source: RefSeq, a predicted model, not a curated record